Bradysia coprophila is the source of this 1781-nucleotide messenger RNA. RefSeq names its product Lysyl oxidase-like 1 (gene Loxl1). Gene Ontology annotation, biological process: peptidyl-lysine oxidation. Lineage: Eukaryota; Metazoa; Arthropoda; Insecta; Diptera; Sciaridae. Gene Ontology annotation, cellular component: membrane. The record is from RefSeq and is a predicted model, not a curated record. Gene Ontology annotation, molecular function: copper ion binding; protein-lysine 6-oxidase activity.
AUUCAUUGUACAACAUGGAAUACGUGUCAGCCAGACUAAAUUAGUUUUGUGCCAACCAAAAAUUGAAAAUGCAAUUGCAUUUAGUGUUGCUGUUUCUAAUUACACUAGUGGUCGUCGAUGCACUUACAACUUAUGAAGAAGCGAAACGUUUACGUGAAAACUUGGUUAAUGCAAUGUUGAAACCAUUGCCCAAGGACGGAAAAAUACGAUUGAUUGGUGGUGACAACGAGUAUGAAGGCAACGUGGAAAUAUUUCACGACCGAAAAUGGGGAUCAAUUUGUGAUGAUGAAUGGGAUAGGAAUGAUGGAGUCGUUGCGUGCAGACAACUUGGAUACAGUGGCCUUGUUAAGGUAACGCACAACAGUUACUUUGGUACAGCUAGUCAAAAAUUUUGGAUGGACAAUAUGCUCUGUGAUGGAACGGAAACGAAACUAAAACACUGUCGAUUCGAUGAUUGGGGUAGACAUGAUUGCAACAAUUCCGAAGCAGCUGGGAUCGUAUGUGUGAAUCCAUUGUCAGCACAAAACAAUUCCAAGGAAAUUCGUCAGCGAAAGAAGGUACAUUUAGUUCGCAAUACGAAUGCGGAAGUUCGGCUAUCCGGAAGUAGUUCGAGUCAUGAGGGUCAAGUAGAGGUACGAUUCAACGGAUCGCUUUGGGGUUCCAUUUGCGCUGAUGGUUGGUCAUUGCUCGAAGCGAACGUUGUCUGUAAAUCACUGGGCUUGGGUUACGCAAGUGGAGCAGUGCAAACCGAGUACUUCGGUGGAGCUAAAUUCUCUAAGCUUUUGUUGAGUGGAAGUGAAUGUCGUGGCAAUGAAAACUCCUUCUUCGAUUGUGUGUUUGAUGAACCGGGAGAUAUAAAAUGUCCCGGACCGAAAAACCACGUUGCCGCCGUAGUGUGCAGUGAGAAGAUGUCAGAUCUGAUAUUUGAUCAUCUUGAACUGGAACAAACGGCUCAUCUUGAAGACAGAUCGCUGUAUUACUUACAGUGCGCAAUGGAAGAGAACUGUCUGUCAUCUCAGGCGUAUGUGGUGCGAAAGGAGAAUCCGAACUGGCACUAUGAAAGUAGACGAUUAUUAAAGUUCACUGCCAAAGUUUUAAAUGCAGGAACCGAUGAUUUUCGUUCGUAUAUACCGAAGCACUUAUGGGAAUGGCAUAUGUGUCACAUGCAUUAUCACAGCAUGGAGGUGUUUGCGGUGUUCAAUAUUUUAAAUGAAAAAAACGAAACGGUCGCUGAAGGACAUAAGGCUUCAUUUUGUUUGGAAGACAACCAGUGUUUACCUGAUGUUAAGCCCAAAUACGCCUGUGCCAAUUUCGGCGAUCAGGGAAUUUCUGUAAAUUGCUCGGACAUAUAUCGAUUCAAUAUAGACUGUCAGUGGAUUGACAUCACCGAAUUGGAAGUGGGAUCGUAUACCAUAAAAAUUUCCGUUAAUUCGGAAUUCAAAGUUCCGGAAAUGAAUUUCGAAAAUAAUGCUGCAGUUUGCUCACUUUUGUAUACCGAAACAUAUGCCAGAGUGUUCAAUUGCCAUCUGGAACGCCCCUAACAUGGGUUGUAAUAGACAUAUUAAAUCACGCAAUUCAUUUGAAGUAAAUAAAAUAAAAUUCUGUUGUCUAUCCAGAACCGAAAUGAUUGUUUAUCGUCUUAAUAGUCACGGGUCCUUCUUGUUCGAACCAUUAAAUAUCGAUGCUUCCGCUAUUCCGUCUACCGCCGAUAUUAUUUUCUUGACUCUUGUACAAUUCAAAAACUUUUCUAUUUACUUUUACAACAAUACCACCGGCGCCAC